AGAGGGCUUGUUAUCUACAUAUGCUUCUUCAAAGGUGCCGAUGAGGAUCUUGUUCCAAAAAUUGUCAAUAUGCUGUUGAAUGCUAAAUUGAGUGAAAAUGAAAGUGGCGAGUACGUUUCUGUCCUUGAUUUACCAGGCGAUGUGCUGAUCAUACCACAAGCUACCCUAGGUGGCAAACUGAAGGGAAGGAAGAUGCAGUACCAUGCAAACAUUGAAAAAGAAAAAGGGCUGGAACUUUAUUCUCAGUUUGUGACUUUGUGUGAAAAAGAACUGGCUGCCAGUGCCAAAUGUGUGGAAGCCGGUGUUCUUGUCAAGCACGGCACAUAUGGAAACAGGCAGGUGCUAAAACUGGAUACAAAUGGACCUUACACUCAUUUGAUUGAAUUCUGAAAAAAAAUAUAAAUAUAUAUCC
Messenger RNA from Chaetura pelagica (chimney swift), 412 nucleotides. RefSeq names its product D-tyrosyl-tRNA deacylase 2 (putative) (gene DTD2). Gene Ontology annotation, cellular component: cytoplasm. Bases 70 to 390 code for a protein of 106 amino acids. Gene Ontology annotation, biological process: tRNA metabolic process. The record is from RefSeq and is a predicted model, not a curated record. Gene Ontology annotation, molecular function: D-tyrosyl-tRNA(Tyr) deacylase activity. NCBI's taxonomy places the organism in Eukaryota, Metazoa, Chordata, Aves, Apodiformes, Apodidae. The transcript has 2 exons.